Molecule: messenger RNA, 1311 nt
Organism: Durio zibethinus
Lineage: Eukaryota; Viridiplantae; Streptophyta; Magnoliopsida; Malvales; Malvaceae
Product: protein TIC 20-I, chloroplastic-like
Source: RefSeq, a predicted model, not a curated record
AUUUCUGUGAUGACUUGCCAUUUUGUUUUUCCUUCUGCUGAUCAUUAAUCAAUUUCCCUUAAUUAUUCUUAAAAGUAGCUGGCCAAGAUUCUGCAUCGUUGCAGCAUGCCCUCUGGGGGUGUUUUGACGUGUUCAAGGUUAUCUAAGCCCAUGCCAUGUAGUUCUCUUUUUGCAUCAAUUCCUCGUUUACCUACAACGGAUGCAUUAUUAAGUAUCAGGAUUUCUUGGAGGCCAGAUCGGGAUUCAAAGUCCCAGUUAGUUAAAGGUUUGCCUUCCUUGCACCUCUCUGGUGCAUCAACCCCACUAUUGAGUGGGGAUUUAGGUGGUUUGUCUCAUACAGUACCCUCCUUUCCCAGGCGUAGGAGCUCUAGUUUGGUGCCUCGGGCAUCAAAGGAUGUGCCAUACAGUUUCCGCUAUCCUCCAAUGACUAAGAAGCCUGAGUGGUGGUGGAGGAGUUUAGCAUGUCUUCCUUAUCUAAUGCCUCUCCACGAAACCUGGAUGUAUGCAGAGACAGCAUAUCAUUUACACCCCUUCUUGGAAAACUUUGAGCUUUUGACCACCCCAUUCCUUGAAGCCAUUGGGAGGUUGCCAAGGUGGUUCUUGAUGGCAUAUUUCGCUGUUGCAUAUCUCGGAGUGGUAAGGAGAAAGGUAUGGCCUCACUUUUUCAGAUUUCAUGUGGUGUUGGGAUUGCUUUUGGAAAUUGCCCUACAGAUGAUAGGGAUUGGUAGCCGCCGCAUGCCGCGUGCAGUCUACUGGGGUAAGCUGGGUAUGCACUUUUGGACAGCUGUGGCAUUUGCCCACCUAUUUACUGUUUUAGAGUGCAUUCGAUGUGCUCUUGCUGGUAUGUAUGCUGAUGUUCCUUUUUUUGGUGAUGCUGCAUACAUCCAAAUUCCAUAUGACUAAGGGUGGAAUGUAGUGAAAAUGUUUUUUAUUCGGUUUUGUUGGUUCUUUUUUUUGUAUGGGAAACUUUUUUGAGUGGAAAAACAGAUUUCAUAUGUUGAAGCUCGGUUGAACUUUCUAGUACAUUCAUUCAUUAGUUCUGUUCCAGAGCAGGAUUUACAUCCAAGUCCUUUCCCGCCUAACGUCCCUUCUCUGUUAUUUCCAUCUUGUUGAAAAUAAGUGUAAUCUUGUUCCUACAGACAUCACUCGAACAAAUAGGUCACAAUGUGCUUCUCUUGACAGCAUGCAUGUUCAAUGUUGUAUUUGCAAGUCAACAAGUCUGCUUGUUUGUCCAAGCUCUGGUGCCUUUCAGUCCAGUUUGCUAAAGCAUCCUUUAAAAGGAAAAUUGGAUAAAUUCGUUGAUUCCUAUUC